Alternaria infectoria is the source of this 768-nucleotide messenger RNA. RefSeq lists its product as uncharacterized. Lineage: Eukaryota; Fungi; Ascomycota; Dothideomycetes; Pleosporales; Pleosporaceae. The transcript has 2 exons. The coding region runs from base 1 to 768 and encodes 255 amino acids. The record is from RefSeq and is a predicted model, not a curated record. Gene Ontology annotation, molecular function: protein binding.
AUGGCGACUCCAGAGAAGAAAGAAGAGCCCCCAAAGGUCACUCCGUUGCUCGAGCUGGCCAAAUGCUCCAAAGCUACUCCUCCACCUAACACCGAUGACUAUGGCCCGAUAGUCACCGUUAAAGUCGGCAAUUGGGACCCGUAUUGCGAAUUUCACGUCUACGAAGGCCUGCUUUCCCACUAUUCCUCCUACUUCAAAGCUGCCAUGAAGGAUUGUUGGGGUGGUUUAAAGACUGUCGAGCUGAAGGACGAUAACCCAGAGGUAUUCAACGCGUUCUUCCGCUGGAUCCACACAGGAAAGCUCUACUUCGCGCUCGACGCUUCAGGGAAAAUUCCUCUAAGCACAGAGCUCAUUUGCGAGAUCUACGUCUUUGGCGACGCCCGAGGGGCUCCUGAGCUCUGCAAUGCCGCGAUCGACCUGCUUAUCCAGCAGAUGCAUCAUGAGUGGUCGUUCCCAAACCACGAUCUCGCCUAUGUCUAUGAAAACACACUUCAAAGAUCAGCUCUGCGCAAGGUUCUCUUGGAUUUUGCUGUCGAUAAUUUUCGUUUCCCAAGUCUGGUUGAUCCGAACGGACGAACACAAGGAUUGGUACCAUAUCCUAAGGAGUUCCUCGGAGAUAUGUUGAUGGCUCUCUUAGCUCUUGGAUCGACUCCCAUUCCGUCAAUUGCAGGGCGGGCAAAUCUGCCUUUCAACAAGGCCAACUGGGCCACAUACAUCAAGCCUUUGAUAUGUCCAAAGUAUCACGAUCACCCAGCACCUCGGGCUUGA